Molecule: messenger RNA, 6037 nt
Organism: Terrapene triunguis (Three-toed box turtle)
Lineage: Eukaryota; Metazoa; Chordata; Testudines; Emydidae
Gene: TET3
Product: tet methylcytosine dioxygenase 3
Exons: 11
Biological process (GO): positive regulation of transcription by RNA polymerase II; oxidative demethylation
Cellular component (GO): nucleus
Molecular function (GO): DNA 5-methylcytosine dioxygenase activity
Source: RefSeq, a predicted model, not a curated record
AAGCAGAACAAGGUGGAAAUAAGGGACAAUAAAGAAGGUGGGACGCAGGAGCAAGUGCUGGUGACAAAGACAGGUUCGGAGGGCAACCCAGUUGAUGGACCCAAAACAGGCCAAAUGGAAGAAGGGCCAAUUAACUAUGUUGAAGAAAGAAGGUUGAAGGAAGGAAGCGGGCCCAGCCUGGUGAAUGGGGGGAGCCAGCAGGCUGGGGGAAGUGCCCUGCUAAUGGAAACGGACGGCUGGCUCGCCAGCCAGCCUGUCGCCCGGCACUCGAGCGAGAAAGCCAAGUGGGAGAGCGCUCCGGCCCCGGCCCGGGGGGACGCCGCCAACGAUGCGAACCUGGAGGACGCUCGGAACCUGGUGGCCUUCUCCGCCGUGGCCGAGGCCAUGUCUUCCUACGGAAUGCCAGCCACCGGGUCCCCGUCACUGCUGAGCACGCAGCUGUAUGAGAAAUUCAACUUGGAGAUGAGCCGGGGAGGGGCGGGCAACCCAGGGCUCCCCCAGCCCGACGGCGUCCCUGGAGGUGAGGACCUGAACGCCCUGAAGGCUGCCCUGACCCUGGCCAAGCACGGCAUGAAGCCCCCCAACUGCAACUGUGACGGCCCCGAGUGUCCCGACUACCUGGAGUGGCUGGAGCAGAAGAUCAAGUCGGCCCUUGGGGAGGGGCAGACCCGCCCAUCCCAGCAUCUCAGCGACGCCCACCACCAGCCCUUAGACAAAGGUGCUACUCCCAAUCAGGUGCCUGCCGUGGUGGAGACGCUUAAGCCAUGCCCUUCAGAUGGCCUCCCCUUUUCCCAAAGUGCACUGAACAUCGCCAAGGAGAAGAACAUUAGCCUCCAGACAGCCAUCGCCAUAGAAGCCCUGACCCAGCUGUCGUCCGCUCUCCCGCCGCCGGCCAGGGUGACUCCAGCCACUCCCGGCAGCCCCUUGCCAUCCGUGUCGUUCGUCUCCAAGGAGCAGCUGGUCUGUUCGUCCCCCUUCAGCCCAGACGAACCCCCGGUGCUACCCACAUCCAGCAACGAGCAGUACCAGAGCCAGAACGCACAACCCUACGGCGGACACAAAGUGCUCCAGACGUCUCGGGCCCUUACGCAGUCCUCUUGGCAGCCGGCGGAGCCCCCGUAUAUCCUCGAACCCAGCGCCCCCCGGGAGCCUGCGGGCCUCUUCCCCAAUUUCACCUCCACCCCCCAGAAACUGGAAUUUCCCGAGCCGUGGGAUGAAGGACCCAAGCCAAAAAACAACUUGUGGAUGCUCAACUCCGACCCGCCCGCCUCUUUGGUGAGCGACCCGAUGGCUGAGCUGGAGCAGCUGCUGGGCAGCGCCAACGAUUACAUCAAGUCGGUGUUUAAGAGGCCUGAAGCAAUGCCCAACAAGGUCAAAGCCGUCAAGCUGAAGCAAGAGCCGCUGGUCCCGCCUCUGAAGAAGGAAGCCGGGGGUGGCCAUCCCAAGCUGGCCCCCAGCCAGCACUUGUCGCAGCUGCUGCAAGAAACGGACUUCCAUAAGAAGACCCAGAUGGUGCUGCAGCAGCACCUCCAUCAUAAGCGCAAUCUCUUCCUGGACCAGAACCUGGCCCAGCCGGGCCCACAGGACCAGCUGCCCAACUGGUGGGCUCCCGGCUCUCAGGCCCUGCUUCCGAAGCCAUCUGAAAAGCAGGCCAAAGAGAAGAAGAAGAAAAUUCAGCCCGACAAACCCCCCCAGGUCAAGCCACUCCGGAAGCAAGUCCAGAUCAAGAAGUCCAAGCAGAAGGAUUCACAACCACUGUUCCUGCCCCUGAGGCAAAUUAGCUUGGAAGGAUUUCACUCAGCCACCGCCCCUGAGCUCCCGACAGAAGAGAUGCAGACUGAGCAGCCUUUCCCCGUCACCCCUGUCAAGCCCCCGCCUCUUGCACUAUUCACACCCAGCUCCGCUGCACAGUCUCCACUGCAAAAGCAGCUGGACGACAGAAGCCAGGCUCCCAACACUCAGGAAACGGGCGCUCUCAGCCAAGGGAGCCCAGAGGAAAACCGACAGCAUCACCUUCACCAGAACUUUGCGUGCCACCCUGCUCCGCCCGGCACUCCCGUCUCCAGCUACGCGCCCUGCUGCUCUGCUGUUCCCUCCGGCGACGGGCAGGACCAAGCUCCCCACAAGCCCUUAAACCCGUCGGACCCGCUGCCGGCCCAGAACUCGCUCAUGGUGGACGACAAGCUGGAGGAGCUGAUCCGGCAGUUCGAGGCGGAGUUUGGGGAAAAUUUCAGCCUGCAGAAUUCUGACCUCCCAGCUCCGCUCACUGACGGGCUGCCCCCCCAGCCUCUCUCCCACCCGUCGUCUUCUCUGAGCCACUCUCCAGAACUGCCAGGGGGCUCAGAUUCAACCCUCCAAGUGCCGGCUGUCGAAGAUGUAGUGCCGCCCCUGGCUGAAGCUCCCGAAGUGGGAUCCAAAGGCUUUACGCUGUCGCCCGGGAUGGGGCAGCAUUUUGAGAACCCCUUUGCAGCUAGGUCCCCCAAGCAGAUUAAAAUCGAAUCUUCUGGUGCUAUCACCGUGGUGUCAACCACUUGCUUUUACUCCGAGGAAAACCAAAACACGGAUGCUACUUACCUAGACGGGACCCCGACCAAGAACGACGUGCCGUUUACGCCAACCCUCAGUGGAUUUUUGGAAUCUCCUUUGAAAUACUUGGAUACGCCAACAAAAAGUUUAUUGGACACCCCAGCCAAGCGGGCUCAGGCGGAAUUCCCCACUUGCGACUGCGUGGAACAAAUAGUGGAGAAAGACGAGGGACCAUACUACACCCACCUGGGAUCGGGACCAACAGUGGCAUCUAUCAGGGAUCUCAUGGAAGAGAGGUAUGGCGAGAAGGGGAAAGCCAUCAGAAUCGAAAAGGUCAUCUAUACAGGGAAGGAAGGCAAAAGCUCCCGGGGCUGCCCGAUAGCGAAGUGGGUGAUCAGGAGGCACAACCAAGAGGAGAAGCUGCUGUGUUUGGUGCGGCACCGAGCCGGUCACCACUGCCAGAAUGCUGUCAUCAUCAUUUUAAUCCUGGCCUGGGAGGGCAUCCCUCGCACCCUGGGUGACACGCUGUACCAGGAGCUCACUGACACGCUCACUAAAUACGGAAACCCUACCAGCCGCAGAUGCGGCCUGAACGACGACCGGACCUGUGCAUGUCAGGGCAAGGACCCCAACACCUGCGGUGCUUCUUUUUCCUUCGGCUGCUCCUGGAGCAUGUAUUUCAAUGGAUGCAAGUACGCCCGAAGCAAAACUCCCCGAAAGUUCCGACUGGUGGGGGACAAUCCCAAAGAGGAAGAAGUGCUCAGAAACAGCUUCCAGGACUUGGCUACUGAAGUCGCUCCACUUUAUAGGAGGCUUGCGCCGCAGGCCUAUCAAAAUCAGGUUACAAACGAGGAUAUCGCAAUAGACUGCCGGCUCGGUCUGAAAGAAGGAAGGCCGUUCUCUGGGGUGACCGCGUGUAUGGACUUCUGUGCGCAUGCUCACAAGGAUCAGCAUAACCUCUACAAUGGAUGCACGGUGGUGUGUACCUUAACGAAGGAGGACAAUCGGAGCAUUGGGAAGAUUCCUGAGGAUGAGCAACUGCACGUCCUUCCGCUAUAUAAAAUGUCCACCACGGAUGAGUUUGGCAGCGAGGAGAAUCAGAACGCAAAGAUGGGCAGCGGGGCCAUUCAGGUGCUCACCUCCUUCCCCAGGGAGGUCAGGAAGCUGCCUGAGCCUGCCAAGUCUUGCAGGCAAAGGCAGCUAGAAGCCAAAAAGGCAGCCGCUGAGAAGAAGAAAAUGCAGAAAGAGAAGCUAAUCACCCCUGAGAAAAUAAAGCAGGAAGCACUAGAAAUCCCGACACUCCAGCAAAAUACAGGUAUGGCGUUGAAAAAUGGACUCCCCCAGCACUCAGUCAAACCUUCCAUCAAAGUUGAACCUCAGAACCAUUACAACACUUUCAAAUACAACGGCAAUGCAGUGGUGGAAAGCUACUCCGUGCUGGGGAGCUGCCGCCCCUCAGACCCGUACAGCAUGAACAGUGUUUACUCUUACCAUUCCUACUAUGCACAGCCUAAUCUGCCUUCCAUGAAUGGGUUUCAUUCAAAGUUCACUUUUCCCUCCUUUGGAUAUUACGGAUUCUCCAGCAACCACAUGUUCCCUUCGCAGUUUCUGAAUUACGGUGCCACUGAGCCGAGGAGCGGGGAUUGGGUAAGUAGCAGCUAUGAGAAGAAACCCGAUCUCCAAGCAUUGCAAGAUAACCUUAACCACACUUACAGGAAUUCAGAGUUCUCAGAGCAACUCCCACACUCUGUACGAAACAAAAACCACCACCAGCGGACCUAUGAGAGAGCCAACAGGUAUGCCAGCCAGAAGUCCAUGGCCAUGUCCCAUAGGACUAACUCGGUCCCAAUGGAAACCCCAUCGUUUGCACAAAACACAAACUGUUUCAGCAACCGAGCAAUCAAACAAGAGCCCGUAGACGCCUUGUCACACAUCGAGUCCAUUCAAAGGGCUGCCAUGAAUGUACAUAACUCAAGUCUCAACCUGUCCGCUGUGCCCGUGUCAUCUCAGAACGGCGAUCAGGAACAACGGUGGAGCCCCUACAAAGUCAACAGGAAUGUGUCUCCUUCUGACAGGACUAGUAAUGCAGAGCGUUCUUGGAAUAUGUUUACGCCCAAUGACAAUACCAACUUACCCAACACGAGCAUGCAGGAUAAAUUGAAUUCAUUCAAUGGACACUCAAAUGCUACCCAGUUACCCCAGUCUCACCUCCAGGAGAAACAAUGGAACGUAUUUUCUGGAGAUGGGCAGGCAACGCAACAUAGUUCUAGCCUGCUUGGGAAAUCAUGGAGCCCUUGCAAACUCAACGAAAGCCCUUCGGUCUUGCCUAGUUCUGCAAAUUCGAACCUGCAGGAAAAACCCUGGAACCUCAGCCAGCUGAACUUCAGUUCCACCCUCAAGGGGAACCCUGGGUUUCAAGAUGAGCUGUGGAACUCGGUCAAGGUGGACGAGAGGAGGACUCCGACACCUAGCUCGGGGCUGCAUGAGAAGCCAUGGGAUUCCUUUGGCUUGUCGGCCACCAUGGGGUCAAGCGUGUGUAGCGAGAAGCCAUUCGGCACCUUGAAAGCAGACAGUAACGCGUUCUUGCCCAGUAUCCGUCAUCAGGAGAAACUGUGGGACCCCUUCAGCUUGGAUGACAGCAUGGAAGAGCUGCCCGAUAAGACCCUCAAGGAGGAGGAGGAAGAUGAUGAGGAGGAAGAGGAGUGGUCAGACAGCGAACACAAUUUCCUGGAUGAAAACAUAGGCGGGGUGGCGGUGGCCCCGGCCCACGGCUCCAUCCUGAUUGAAUGCGCCAGGCGGGAGCUGCACGCCACCACCCCGCUCAAGAAACCCAACCGGUGCCACCCCACCCGCAUCUCACUGGUGUUUUACCAACACAAGAACUUGAACCAGCCCAAUCACGGCCUUGCCCUUUGGGAAGCCAAGAUGAAGCAGCUGGCGGAGAGGGCGAGAGCAAGGCAGGAAGAAGCAGCCAGGCUCGGGCUCCAGCAGGAUACCAAGCCAUUCAGCAAAAAGCGCAAGUGGGGAGGCGCCGUGGCCCCCGAACCCCAACACAAAGAAAAGAAAGAUUCUGUCCCAACACGGCAAGCAGUGGCUAUUCCAACAAACUCUGCUAUCACUGUGUCCUCAUAUGCCUAUACCAAGGUAACUGGACCAUACAGUCGCUGGAUAUGAGAUUAAUACAGCUAAUAUGGCCAUCUUACCUCAACGUCUGCGACACUGGACCACAGUGUUGCUUUGUGGUGCUUUCUCCUAAUGCAUGUAGGGGAAAAAAUCUACUCAAGUGCAAACCUUCUAAAAUCUGCACUUUGAGAGGAGUUCAAAAAAACAAACAAACGAACACUUAUUGCUGUUAACAUUUUUCAGUAAUCUAAUAUUUAUAUCUCCGCAUUUUUUUAAUCUAUCCUUGUACAUCACAAGAAUGGAAAAGAAAAAUUUAUAGUGUCCUUUCACAAAGGAGAGGUUUUUAAUUCCAUUUAAAAUAUGUAUUUAUUGGAUUUUUUUUUAUUAU